This is a messenger RNA of Brachypodium distachyon (stiff brome), 3935 nucleotides long. RefSeq names its product importin-5. Gene Ontology annotation, biological process: protein import into nucleus. Gene Ontology annotation, cellular component: cytoplasm; nucleus. Gene Ontology annotation, molecular function: protein binding; nuclear import signal receptor activity. The coding region runs from base 260 to 3601 and encodes 1113 amino acids. The record is from RefSeq and is a predicted model, not a curated record. NCBI's taxonomy places the organism in Eukaryota, Viridiplantae, Streptophyta, Magnoliopsida, Poales, Poaceae. The transcript has 19 exons.
ACCGAACACCGCAGUACUCCUACGCCCUUCUCUCUCCGCUCUCCGCUCUCCGCCUGCCCUCGUCUUGCCUUCGCCUCUCCUCGCCGCUAUUGUUGUUGCUGUUUGCCCCAAAACAUCUCCUCACUGACGCCCACCAAAAAGUCCAAAAAUAUCCCGCGCAGCCGCCCGAAUUCCGUCGCCUGUGGCAGCUUUGCUUUACCCCCCGUCUUCCAUCCCCACCGCGCCGGCGCCGCAUUCGUGCCGUGCGGGUGCAGGACCGAUGGAUCCGCAAGGGCAGGCGCAGGCGGAGGCUGAUGCGGCGGCGGUGCUGGGCGCGGACCCGGCGGCGCUGACGGCGCUGCUGGAGGACCUCAUGUCCCCGGCCAACGAGGCGCGGUCGCGGGCGGAGCGGCUGUUCCACUCGCUCCGCGCCUCCCACCCGGACGCGCUCGCGCUCCGCCUAGCCCACGUGCUGCUCUCCCCGUCGCACCAAUCCGCGCCCAUGGCCGCCGUGCUCCUGCGCCGCCUCAUCUCCCCGGGCUCCCAGGCCUUCGUCUACCCCGCGCUCACCCCCGCCACGCAGUCCUCGCUCCGCGCGCUCCUCCUCUCCGCCUCCUCCGCCCCCGAGCUCUCCAAGUCCAUCUCGAAGAAGCUCUCCGACGCCGUCGCCGAGCUCGCCACCUUCCUGCUGCCGUCCAACUCGUGGCCCGAUCUCCUCACCUUUCUUUACAAAGCCAUCGCCUCCCCGUCCUCGCCUCCGGCACUUCAGGAGUCAGCGCUCAACACCUUAGCCCGGUUGGCUACCCACCUAGCCGCCGGCUUUCCCAACCUCCACGCGCUCCUUCUCUCCGCGCUCUCGCACCCUUCGUCCACUGAUGUCCGCGUCGCUGGGCUCAACGCCGCCAUCAGCGUCAUCCAAUCCCUCUCCUCUGCCGCAAACCGCGACCAGUUCCAGGACCUGCUCCCUGCAAUGAUGCGCGCCCUAGCCGAGUCGCUCAACUGUGGGAACGAGGGCUCCGCGCAGGAGGCACUGGAGAUGAUGAUUGAGCUCGCGGGUGCGGAGCCACGAUUCCUCCGUCGACAGCUGCCCGAUGUGGUCGCCUCCAUGCUGCAGAUCGCUGAGGCGCCUGGUUUGGAGGAUGGCACACGCCACCUUGCUGUUGAGUUUGUUGUUACGCUCGCCGAAGCACGAGAGCGUGCACCUGGGAUGAUGAGGAGGCUGCCGCGCUAUGUGGGCAGGCUCUUUGCGGUGGUCAUGACGAUGCUGCUUGAUGUCCAGGAUGAACCGGCAUGGUAUGCUGCAGUGACAGAGGAGGAGGAUGCUGGGGAAACAGGAAGCUUUGUUUUUGCACAGGAGUGUCUUGACCGGCUUGCAAUUGCUGUUGGCGGAAAUACGAUUUUGCCUGUGGCUGCAGAGUCGCUCCCGUCGUAUUUGGGUGCCGAAGAGUGGAAGAGACGGCACGCAGCACUGGUGACAAUAGCGCAGAUUGCAGAGGGCUGUGCUAAGGUGAUGAUUAAGAAUCUGGAUCAGGUAGUUGGGAUGGUGUUGAAUUCCUUCCAGGAUCCUCAUCCUCGGGUGAGGUGGGCAGCAAUCAAUGCAAUAGGGCAGCUUUCGACGGACCUGGGACCUGAGUUGCAAAACCAGUUGCACCAUGUCGUACUACCUGCAUUGGCUUCAGCCAUGGAUGAUUCAGAGAACCCACGCGUACAGGCACAUGCAGCCUCUGCAAUUUUAAACUUCAGCGAAAAUUGCAGACCUGAAAUUUUAACACCAUACUUGGACGUGAUAGUCGGGAAACUUCUAGUGUUGCUUCAGUCUAAGAGCCAGAUGGUGCAAGAAGGUGCUUUAACUGCUUUAGCAUCAGCCGCAGAUUCUUCUCAGGAACACUUUCAAAAAUAUUAUGAUGGAGUCAUGCCAUACCUCAAGGCUAUACUCAUGAAUGCAACUGAUAAAUCAAACAGAAUGUUGCGUGCCAAAUCCAUGGAAUGCAUUAGUUUAGUUGGUAUGGCUGUUGGUAAACAAAAAUUUAGGGAUGAUGCUAAGCAGGUGAUGGAAGUUUUGAUGACACUUCAAGGAUCUCAGAUGGAGUCUGAUGACCCUAUAACAAGUUACAUGCUACAAGCAUGGGCAAGACUUUGUAAAUGCCUUGGUCAGGAGUUCCUACCGUACAUGAGUGUCGUUAUGCCCCCUCUGCUACAGUCUGCUCAGCUUAAACCAGAUGUGAGCAUCACUUCUGCUGAAGGCGAGGAUGGUGAAUCUGAUGACGAGGGUGUCGAGACUAUUACCCUGGGGGAUAAAAGAAUUGGCAUCCGGACCAGUCUUCUGGAGGAGAAAGCAACAGCAUGUAGUAUGCUGUGUUGCUAUGCUGAUGAACUCAAGGAAGGUUUUUUCCCAUGGAUUGAUCAGGUUGCAACUACACUGGUACCUCUCCUCAAAUUCUAUUUCCAUGAUGAAGUUAGGAAGGCAGCUGUUUCAGCGAUGCCUGAGAUUCUACGUUCAGCAAAGUUGGCAGUAGAAAAGGGCCAAGCCCAAGGCCGGGAUAGUUCUUAUCUUAAGCAACUAUCUGAUUACAUAGUUCCAGCUCUUGUGGAGGCUAUACAUAAAGAACCUGAGACGCAAAUUCUCACUAGCAUGCUGGAGUCACUGAAUGAGUCGAUACAGAUAUCAGGAACACUUCUUGAUGAAGGCCAAGUUCGAUAUAUAGUAGGUGGAGUCAAAGAAGUAAUAACAGCAAGCACUAAUAGGAGGAGUGAACGAACAGAGAGGGCAAAAGCUGAAGACUUUGAUUCAGAAGAGGAUGAGCUACUAAGGGAGGAAAAUGAACAAGAGGAUGAAAUCUUUGAUCAAGUUGGUGAUUGUUUGGGUACUCUGGUCAAAACCUUCAAGACUUAUUUCCUUCCAUUCUUUGAUGAACUCUCCGCCUAUUUGACACCUAUGUUGGUGAAGCAUAAGUCAUCAGAAGAAAGAAGGGUUAUCAUAUGCAUUUUUGAUGAUGUUGCAGAACACUGUCGAGAAGCAGCGGUUAGGUACUAUGACACAUAUCUUCCUUCUCUGUUAGAAGCCUGCACAAGUGAAAACCCAGAUGUUAGACAGGCUGCAGUUUAUGGCAUUGGCAUUUGUGCUGAGUUUGGUGGUUCCGCAUUUAGGCCUCACACUGGGGAGGCACUGUCCAGAUUAUACAAUGUAAUCAAACAUCCUAAUGCAUUGGAUUUGGAUAAUGCAAUGGCAUAUGACAAUUCUGUUUCUGCCCUUGGAAAAAUAUGUCAGUUUCAUCGUGAUAGCAUUGAUGCAUCUCAGGUCAUUCCUGCUUGGUUAACUUGUCUGCCAUUAAAAAAUGACUUAAUUGAGGCCAAGAUUGUCCAUGAACAGAUGUGUGCAAUGCUUGAGAAGUCUGAUAGGGACCUUUUGGGUCAUAACAACCAAUAUCUACCAAAGAUUGUAUCUAUUUUUGCAGAGAUAUUAUGUGCGGGUAAGGAUCUGGCAACAGAACAAACUGCUAGCAGGAUAAUUAAUCUGCUAAGACAGCUUCAAACCACUUUGCCUCCCUCAGUACUGGCCUCGACAUGGUCUUCUCUUCAGCCACAGCAACAGCUUGCGCUACAAUCUGUAUUAACAUCAUAGCUGAUCAGAAUAACCUCAAUCUCGUUAAACAUAUGCCUUCACAGCUUACUUUUUUUUCUCGUGUUUUAUUCAUGUAAUUUUGUGCUUGGGUUCCUGGAGUUUGUGCAGCAUACAAAUGCCCUGAGCUUUUGUACCGAGGGCAAGGUUUGCAUCAGGUGUGUAUAUUAUUGCAAAAUGAUGUGUAUUAGGCUGCACUAUCUCCACAUUACCACAGUGAAGUUGUAAAGUUGCAUGUCUUAUUUGCUAGGUGAUGUUAGUUCGAUUGGAAAGAGUUGUAAAUUAACAGCCACAAUUUUGAUCGUUGAUGGUUGAUAUACCAUACUUUUUGUUUGAA